This is a messenger RNA of Eremothecium cymbalariae DBVPG#7215, 1326 nucleotides long. RefSeq lists its product as uncharacterized. The coding region runs from base 1 to 1326 and encodes 441 amino acids. The transcript has a single exon. Gene Ontology annotation, biological process: superoxide metabolic process. NCBI's taxonomy places the organism in Eukaryota, Fungi, Ascomycota, Saccharomycetes, Saccharomycetales, Saccharomycetaceae. The record is from RefSeq and is a predicted model, not a curated record. Gene Ontology annotation, molecular function: metal ion binding.
AUGAAAACUGCCAACGUUUUAACUGCUUUUGCUGCAUCAACUGCCUUCUCCACUAAUCCUGUCAAUGCAUUCAUUGCCAACGGUGCAGGUGCACCUAUGGUGGAUGAUAAUCCAAAGGACGCCUGCUUUGUCGCUGAAUUCCCACAGGGAGGUAGUGACAAAAUUGCAGGAUACAUUACCUUCACUUCUUACGAAGGUAUUGCCAAGGUUAGCGUUGAGUUGGCAAGUAUCAUUAAUCCAGAAGAUGGAUUUUCCUAUCACAUUCAUGAAAAAGCACUUGAGUCUGCCGACGACUGUGUUUGCUACGCUACAGGCGAAGAACUAAACCCAUUCAACGGAAUCUCCAGCUGUGCUGAUGUCCAAGACAAAUCGCUAUGUAAAGUCGGUGAUCUAAGUGGCAAGUAUGGUUUCAUAAAUUCAAACCUAUACCAGGCUAAAUAUUUAGAUCCAUAUUUGGGAUUAUAUGGCGCAUCGCCAAGUUUCAUUGGUGACCGCUCCAUCGCUAUCCACAAGAGUGAUGGUUCAAGAGUAGCAUGUGCUGACAUUGUUCCAUGUAGCGAAAAGAAAACUGGCGCUACAGAAUGUACUCUUCCACCGGUAGAGGAGAGCCCAGUUGAAACUCCAUGCCCAGAAGCCACUCCAGAACCAGUUGAACCACCAAAGGAGCCUGAACUAAUCCCAGAGAAACCACCAGUUAAAGAACCAGAACAAGAACAAGAACCAGAAAAGCCAAAGGAGAAGCCAAAGGAUGAAAAGACCCCUGAGCCUCCAGCUCCAGAAGAAAAACCUUCAGCUCCAGAAGAAAAACCUUCAGCUCCAGAAGAGAAGCCUCCAGCUCCAGAAGAGAAGCCUCCAGCUCCAGAAGAGAAGCCUCCAGCUCCAGAAGAGAAGCCUCCAGCUCCAGAAGAGAAGCCUGCAAAGGAGAAGCCUACAAAAGAGAAGGCUCCAGAAGUCCCUGUUGCAAUUCCUACUCCAGAAGCUGCUGCUCCAGCUCCAGCUCCAUCUGCUGCUCCAGCUCCCUCUCCAGUAGCCCCAGCACCAGCACCAGUCAUCCCAGCCCGUGAAGCUGUUGUUUCAGAGGCCCCAGUCACAAGUGCGGUAGAAGAUGCUAAGGUUGAACCUACAGCUAAGAGUAUAUCAACUGGCUCAGCACUACCUGGCAAACACAACUCAGGCGUCUACCACAACAGCAGCUCAAGUGCGAGUGCUACUGCUUCAUCUAAGAAGACCCUAGCUGUAAGCCAAUCUGUAAAUGGUGGUGCAUACAUUACUAACGGUAUAACAUUUGGUGGUAUCAUAAUGUUCAUCUUGUCUUUGUUGGCAUAA